Messenger RNA from Penicillium pulvis, 210 nucleotides. RefSeq lists its product as uncharacterized. The record is from RefSeq and is a predicted model, not a curated record. NCBI's taxonomy places the organism in Eukaryota, Fungi, Ascomycota, Eurotiomycetes, Eurotiales, Aspergillaceae. Bases 1 to 210 code for a protein of 69 amino acids. The transcript has a single exon.
AUGGGCGAGGCUGUACCUAAACAAGGAGAAGACAACAACAAAAACAAGCAAUAUAUGGUGGUGGUCGAUAUGUCCAAGCUCGAAAGAUGUCAUGAGAAAGUUCAGAGGGAGGGAAGAAAGAUGGGUAAAGGAGAGGCGGGAAAGGGCAUCGAGGACAGGGAGGUAGAAGACUCAGAUGAUGCAAUGACAAUUGUAGGUAUCAGGCUGUAA